AUGUCGCAACCACUCAAGAGCAAGGGAAAACAGCGCAUUCCACCACCCAGCCUCUUCCUCCAUCCCUCUGCCUCCGCCUCCCAUGUCACAAUUCCAGGCGUCCUGGUUCCUGGGGCCCCGCCCCAGGCAUCAGCCAGAACCGCUGCCCUCGCCGGCCAGACAGCCUCGCAACGAACCUUAGGGGCCAACGGCUCCCUCGCCCCUUCAAUACCGGGGAGGCCGAUUCGAAGCCUGAAGACGGGAGACAGCGCCCGUAGCGGGGACAGGACCGAUGCCCUCUGGGCGGACAUGCAAGCGACCCUCGAGGAGAUAGCACUAGCCCAGGCCUGGGCUCGAAGCGAGGCGGACGACGUGAUUGAGACGGUGAAGGAAACCGGCGGGGCUACCGGCACCGAGGAACUGCGUAACCUAAAAGGGACGGGUCUCGUUGAUUCGACUAGGGCCACGGGCGAUGUUGCGGAUACGCUCAAAACGGCCGGUACGAAUAGCGCGGCCCGCCCUGGGAGCGGCGGAGGCGGGAUCGACCGACUCGAGGCGAAGCUUGAGGAGGAAACCGAGGUCGACAUAUUACUCGCCAGGAAGAGGAGGGAGGCGAAUGAUCAGUAUUUCCAACGCGUCAACCAAGGCGUGCUGGACGUUGUCGCAAAGUUAGGCGAGGUAGCGACGGCCAUGAAGACAUUGGAGCAGGAGAGUAGAGAGAUUUGGGGGAUACGGAGAGUCGGCCGAAAGUUACCCCCGAUAUCCACCACGCACCGCACACCCUCCGCCCUUCGCCACCUCCUGAAAAUGCGGCCCUUUGCUAUCCUCGCCGGCGCCCUCGCCCUCGCUCCCGGAGUUCUGUCUGUCGGAGUUGAGAAGUCCGUCCUCGUUACCUAUAACCGCGAUGCGCCGAGAGUCAGCAGCCUCAUCGACCAGGCCAAGGCCGCGAUCCAGAAGGCGGGCGGCAAGAUCACGCACGAGUUCAAGUUCAUCAACGGGUUCCACGCCAUCGUGUCCGCUGACGUAGUGGACACCAUCCAGAAGUGGGGAGGCGAAUACAUCACGGUCGAGGAGGACCAGCGGGUCUCCAUCACCAACUAG
Molecule: messenger RNA, 1080 nt
Organism: Parascedosporium putredinis
Lineage: Eukaryota; Fungi; Ascomycota; Sordariomycetes; Microascales; Microascaceae
Source: the annotation of a GenBank genome assembly